AUGGACAAAACCUGGGCUCCUCCCCGCCGCCCACUCGCCCGGCAUCUCACUGAACGCACUACUACACCCCUUAGACCGUGGCCGACCCCAGCCAAACUGACCCCGAUCCGACCGCCGCCGCCCUCAUACGUCCAGCAGACAUAUGUGCCGUGGACAAAGCGCGAUGACCGGAGGCUGGAGGCGGAUACGUGGUCGUAUAUUCGGUGCGAGAUGAAUGCGUUGGAGGAGCAGCGGAUCAACCCACUUCAUUCGUUUAUUCGCGUGGUCCCGGUCACAGAUGAGCGGCCUUCGAAUGGUCUCGCGGACCGCGAGCACCAGAGACAGGAGCAUGGGGGUGCAGGGCAGCAGGCAGCAUCCCAUCAGGGAGCACGGCCGCAGCAGAUGGCGCAACCACAGAAAGUGCUGCAGCAGCAGAUGGGGGAACCGCAGCAAGUGGAGCAGCAGAUGGAACAACCAGAGCAAGUGCAGCAACGACCACCGGAACAGCAAGCGAGCGAAGAAGCCAGCGGAGUAGCCGACGACACAGGAACACCAGGUGCAGGCGACAACCCGGCGAAUUAUGGCAGCUACAAGUUCGCUAAGAGGAGGAACCCGUGGGACUAUCAGCGUAGAAAAAGCUGCUAA
This is a messenger RNA of Lasiodiplodia theobromae, 624 nucleotides long. RefSeq lists its product as uncharacterized. The record is from RefSeq and is a predicted model, not a curated record. The transcript has a single exon. Bases 1 to 624 code for a protein of 207 amino acids. NCBI's taxonomy places the organism in Eukaryota, Fungi, Ascomycota, Dothideomycetes, Botryosphaeriales, Botryosphaeriaceae.